AUGACGUGGCGAAAGAAGAACAAGAAGAAUGCGCCGAUUGUGCAGAUGAGUGAAGAAAACGUGCAAGAAAUGGAGGAACACGUCGCCGAGCUCGUAAAAACCCAACUUCCGCUGUCAAAAGUGAAAAGAGUGGUGCGAAUGAAUCCGGACGUUGAGAUGGUCAACAACGAGUCGUUGCAGUUGAUUGCCAAAGCAGCGGUUAGCCGAACAUCUCGAAAUAUCCUCAAAAUUCAUUUUCAUUGCAGGAACUGUUCAUAAAAGAACUCAGUCAGGCGGCGAAUCAGAAUGCGGCGAUGGAGAAGCGAAAAACUAUUCAGGCGAAGGAUAUCGAUCGGGCGAUUCAGAAAAAUUGGGCUUUUGCCUUUCUUGAAGACGCCCUGGACGGAUGGCCAAAAUUGGAGCCGAAAAAGCGAAAACCACGUGUGAGAGGCGAAGAAAGUCUGCAAGGUUUGACCAUUUCUUGCUAUUUUGCCAUAAAAUUCUUUUUUUUUCAGACACUGACACGUUAGAAGUCGGCGAAACUGUUGCGGAAGAAGAAGAAGAAGAGGAGGAGGAGGAGGAGGAGGAAUUGCCCGAAACUGUUCCAGAAGACGUCGAAUUCGACGAAGCCCCACCGAAAGACGCGUUCGCUGAACAAUUCUAA
This is a messenger RNA of Caenorhabditis sp. 36 PRJEB53466, 643 nucleotides long. Lineage: Eukaryota; Metazoa; Nematoda; Chromadorea; Rhabditida; Rhabditidae. The record is from the annotation of a GenBank genome assembly.